Molecule: messenger RNA, 6190 nt
Organism: Folsomia candida
Lineage: Eukaryota; Metazoa; Arthropoda; Collembola; Entomobryomorpha; Isotomidae
Product: vascular endothelial growth factor receptor 1
Exons: 17
Coding region: 2657-5722 (1021 amino acids)
Biological process (GO): protein phosphorylation; multicellular organism development; cell surface receptor protein tyrosine kinase signaling pathway
Cellular component (GO): signaling receptor complex
Molecular function (GO): transmembrane receptor protein tyrosine kinase activity; ATP binding
Source: RefSeq, a predicted model, not a curated record
AGUAGUAGCAAUUAUAUGUCUUUGAUUUGGUUCAAAGGUGUAUAUGUAGUUGCAAUUAUACUUGUCAAAUGAAUAGAUAGCUGUAUUGGGUACUAAGUAGGUAUCAAAUCAAUCCUGUUUUCAUACUACUAAUUCGAGUCAAAUUUUUUGGAUGAUUUAUGUGUCGCAGGUACAUACUCAUACAGUAAAAAUCCUACUUUGCAAGGACUUUGUUGUACGAAAUUCGUCUGGAGACAAAGGCAGAAAGUGAUUAAAGUUUAAUGUGAAAUCUUAAAUACCAAAAUACAUAAUAUUUAAAUUGAUUCCACUUUAAGAUUUACAUAAGCAGGAGAAAGACGAAUCAAAAAUGUGAAAGCAUACUCAACUUUCUAUAAAUACAAACUAAGCAAACCUCGUCACGUGUCUGGACGAUUACAGUUCAUUUACCCAAGUUCCUUAACAAACAAGAUAACGCAGUGUGUCGUAAAGUAAAGUGAUCACGCAUUUGUCUCCAUAAUCAGGUGAAGGAUAGGUACAGAUGUGACCGUGAUGCAAUACUAAUACCGUUGAUGUGGCUGUGCUGUGAGACAAACCCGUGUUCACUUAUGUACAAAAGUGUGUAAUGUGUUGAGUGAAAGUAGCGAUACCGUUUAUAGUAAAUGGUUCCAUUAUUUAUGCCACGUGGGUCUCAUUAGAUGUGAACUUGGUAUUUUGUCUCGUCAACUUAUUAAGUAACAAACCAGACAAGACUAUAAAUGAGAUAAGUGUCGAACAAAGCGUAUGCACACAUUUAUAAAUACGUACAAAGAGUGCGUAGAACACAAAGUCGCAUCUUCCUGUAUCAUGGAUAUUAUCUUCAUACAAGUGGUUUAUGAAAAACUUGUGCUGAAUUUAGGAUGAAUUAUAAUGCUGGUACACAAAUAGUACUACUGGAUACAAUCUAAUUAAUAAAUACAGAAACGUCGUUAUUACAUAGUUCUAUCCACCACUAUAAUUUAUGUGACGAGAAUAAACUUAUCCAAACAAGAUAAAUCAUCAACCUAACAAAUAAAUUAUGCUGUUUUUUUUGGUUAAGCAAUUGCCGUAUAGAUAUGUGUACGAAUGGUAAUGAACAUCUGCCUAGACAGCAGAUUAUAGACAUCUAAAUACUUACAGACAUCUAAUGUGGUUUGUUAAAAUUUUCCGGCGUUACAUAUUUAAAUUAUUUGUCCAUUUCCGAGUAAAUAAUUUUCUGAUGCUGACGGAAGACAAGAUAAUAAACACAUCUGCAUUGUGUGUGACGUGCUAGAUAAAAAAAUCUAAGAGUUUGACGUAACAUUUUUUCGAAUUUGUGAAGAAUAAAAUAGAUAUUUAUAGUGUGAUUACUUACAUCGAUUAAAUGUGUUCUCUGCAAACGGGGACAUUGUUUUACUAAAUUGUUAAAAUACCUGUGAAAUUUGUUGAUUUAAAACGCUUCAUAAUAUUUGUGUCAUGUGUAUCUAACAAAGUGUUUCUAUUUCUGAUUGUAAAAUAAGCCAUUAAAUAGUGAUAUUGUCUUCAUGAACAUGAAAGUGGACAAUAUCGAUAAGAUCGGCACGUACGCAAAACAGUUCUACAUGCAAAUCAAAUUUCCCUAAAAGUUUGUUUAAUGUAUUUCGAUAUUGACAAUGGAUCCAAAUUUUGUGAGGAUAGGGUUAAUUUUGCCGUAUUCGUGUCGUGUGUCAAUCCCCUUAGUGUGCGAAAUGGUCUAAUAAUUUACAUUCAUCGGUAAACAACAUAAUCUGAUUUUUCUAUACAACAUUGUGUUUAUUUUGCAUGUCAAGAAUGUCCAGGUAGAAAAAUAAACUGCAGAAGUUCAUGGCCAUAACAUUUAUAAUAAUAUUCCUCAUUUUGACUUGAAUUACUACAGUAGUCAAAUUACACCCUCUUAGAGAACUAAUUUAUAUUUCUGAAUAUAUUUCAAGGAAUAUUCGCAUAUAAGUGCGUGUAAGUGUUGUUGGACACGCACGCAUCAUGGAAAAUUAUUCAAAAUUUUAAAAAAAUAACUCGUUUAUGUUGCCUACUAUGCUACACAGUUCAAGAUAAACAAACAGUUUGCUGUUACAUACGAACAAAAUUUGUUGUUGGAGAGACUCCAAUACUUUCGCGUGAAUUAUUUACAUUUAGAAUUUUAAUAGCAUUUUGUCUGCUUCAAAAUAUUCUCAAAUGGACAAUGCAACCUCUUCUUGGACAUUCAACACCAUACAGAAGUAGACACAGAAGUAGCUUCAGUCUGCAAUUAUUUUUAUACAUAUUGGCCACAUAAAUGAGCAAGCUUCUCUCCACCUCCUCCAAGCAAUAAGUAUUAAUUUACAACAAAUUGGCCCCCGCUGAGACAAUAUAUAAGCCUCUCGAACCAAUGUGCAGUUAUCAAACUGUGUAAUAAUUGGUUUUAUAGCAUCGCAAAGAACAAUACACCACAAGAUACAAAUAUUGACAUUUUCGCUCAAAGAUUACACUGCGUAUGGACACAUAGGCAACAAAAGUUUGUCCAUUUCAUGCUGUUGCUUAACAGAAGAAAAAUCCUGCUGGAGGUGGGCGCAUUUUGUCCAGAAUUUCAGAGUUAAUCAGAUACAUAGAUCAGAUUAUGGGGAAGGAUUAUCGAAAAUUACAAUUUUCGUGGAAAUUUUGAAAUAUUUGGCACGAGCUCUAAUUUAAAAUGCGGACUAACUGGUUCCUGUUCGAAAUUUGGGUUGCUAUCAGUGUGGCCUUUAUUAUUGGCUACACAGUUGGGUCCGACGAUCUCGAAAAAUGCCCACUUUCUCCAAAAAUACGCCUACUUUCACCCCCCAAUCUGAAGCUGGGAAACAUUCGGAAUGAAUCUGAGGCUGUGUUCAUUGGGCAGAAAGCGAAUGUCACGUUAGAGUGCAGAUCCGUCAAACCGAUUGAUUUUGACUUUGAGGGAUAUUUGGCCCUUGAGCUUCAACAGGUCGAAACAUUUCGAUAUCCACCAAACAGCGAUGACGACCAGGAAUGUUUCGUAAUUCGAGUCAACAUCUCCACAGACCGAGAAGCCACUGGUCAGUACAAAUGUUGGCACAUUGGUAGCGAUGACAAGGAAACCACAGAUAAUGCUGCUGCUGGGUUUUACAUUUAUGCAAAUGGAACCACACCUCCCUUCCUCCUACUUGGCGACCUGGGCGAAGAAAUAACUGUUCAUGCAAAAAAUGCUGACCUUGCCAUUCUCCCAUGUUCAGUGACAAAUCCAAAAAUUCCCGUCGCCCUGUACCGAACUACGCACGAGGGUUUCGAGCGCAUGUCUGAAGGCGAGCAUUUGCGCUACGAUCCGAAAAAUGGAUUCACAAUGCAUCUCAAGAGAAUUCCAGAUCCAUUCGGAAAUUACAAGUGUGUUGCUAAAAAUGAAAACUCGGUCCAAGAUGAGGUCGUUUUAAAACUGGAAGAGAGUGAAGAGACGAAAAUUAAAGGGAAAGCUGCCCUUUUACCGGAAAUGUUUGAGAAUCCUUUCUCCCGUGGGCGAGAUCGGCAAUCCAUCAUGUGCACUGGUUCGCUAGGGCUAGAAGUCAAAACCAGUUCUAAUUGUAGAUCUGUCGUGGAGUGUCGUAUGGUGGACAGGUGUAUGAAUGAGGUCACGACCUGUCCUUCGCACUCCACCUGCAAAUGUUCUACUCUAGGUCAAACCUGUUCAAAAAACCUGGUCAAGCAGUUCUUCGCCGAGGUGAAGCGACCCUUGGACGAGGAGUGCGAGACCGUGGGGAAGAAUGAAAAUGGGGGUGUGGUUGCAUGCACGUCCUCCAAGUAUGUGGAACCCUCUCGGACAACUUACUUCAUUGCAUUGGGCGGAAAGCUCGUCCAAAAUUGGAGAAUUUCUCCGAGGGAGGAAAUUCUCAGUAUGGCAGCCACUUUCGGAACUCAUGUCAUUUACAAUGUUGGCGAAAAGGUACCCUUCACCUGCGUUGCGGCUCGGUUCGUCUUUUCGCGUGGAUUCGUGUGGAAGAUUCAACUUAAAGAUGGGGCUAUGAUUACGGCGAAUGCGACCAGAAUUGGGAUGCGUCUUACGGAUUCGCUGAUAAAGGAGGAUGUUUCAAUCUACAUUUCGAAACCGGAAAUUGAAAAGAUUUUCUGUGAAGCGCCCAUUUGGAACGAGACGAGUUGGAUAAACACUAGUCUGACGAUUAACGUCCGAGACACGGUUGCCCCCACGUUCCUUGAACCCUCCAACGUAACCGUGUACUUUCACCCAAAUGAUAAAAAUAAGACGCUUAUCUGCGAAGCGAAAGGUUUCCCACAUCCGGACAUUUUGUGGUACAGAAACGGAGAGGAAAUUCGAUCUGACCUGAUGUUUGACGUGACAAAAAACAAUUUGACAAUAGCCACCCUGACUUUCCCCGAAGUUGGAGAAUCUGAUCAUGGUGUUAUUUAUUCCUGUAAUGCGUCCAAUCCGAGGGGAAUGGUGUAUAAGACUUUCACCGUUUAUGUCCGAGUGAGCCUGUGGACCAUAAUUUUCUCAAUCCUUGGAGCAGCACUUUUCCUCUGUUUCGUUGUCGUUGUAAUCAUGUCAGUCCAAUUGUUCAAAGGAGGAAGAAAGCCGAGUGGGUACACCUUCUUCUUCACCGACUUUGAUGUCGACGAAUUUAAACUUGGCAAUCCUGAGGCUGUCAAAAAUUAUUCUGAUGUUGGCGAGAAAGCAUUUUACCUGCCGUAUGAUGAAGACGCCUACGAAAUUAAGGAGGAACACUUAAGCAUCGAUUUUGACACGAUCUUGGGCCAAGGCGAAUUCGGGAUAGUUUUAAAAGGAAAAGUCAUCCCGAAUGAGAAUCAGUCUUACACGGUGGCCAUUAAAACGUUGAAAACUCGGGAUAUGCACCACUUCAAAGCUCUGCUUUCCGAACUUAAGAUCAUGAUUUAUAUCGGAUAUCAUAAAAAUAUUGUGAGACUGGUGGGAGCAGUUACGGCACAACUUUCGGAACGCCGGGCAUUCGUCAUCGUGGAAUAUUGCGCUCUUGGAAAUUUGGAACAGUACAUUGCAAAUCGUCGUACCUCAUUCCUUGACGAAUUUGAGGAAAUUUUGCAAGAUAACGACAACCUGAUCCCAGCUGCCGACCCAUCCUACGUCCGAUUCAACUACGCCAUAAAGACGACCGACCUGAUCAAAUGGAGCUACGAAAUUGCUACAGGAUUGGAAUACUUGGCGAGUAAGAAGAUCAUCCACGGCGACGUGGCAUUAAGAAACGUUCUCCUUGAUGUCGGACAAACGGCCAAAGUCACUGAUUUCGGACUUUCAAAACAGCUGUACAAGUGUUCGAGUUACUAUCUUCGGAAUUCAAAGGAUGUUCCCCUCCCUUGGAAGUGGCUUGCUCCCGAAUCCUUAACCGAUCACAGUUUCUCUGUCCUCUCUGACGUUUGGGGAUUCGGAAUUCUUCUUUGGGAACUCUUCAGCUUGGCGGACGUUCCAUAUUUUGGGGUUACCUUUAACACUGAAUUUAUCCAAAAGCUGGCCAAUGGAUAUCGACUGGAUAAGCCACGCUAUUCGAAUAUGGAAAUGUACAGCAUUAUGCGAGAGUGUUGGCGAGAAACACCCACCCAGCGUCCCAGUUUCACAAUGCUAAGAUCCGAAUUCGCCCAACGGCUACCAGCAGAGAUGAUGGAUUCUGAUACGAUUGUUGAAGAGGACAUUGCGGUUCAGAAUGCCACCAACCAUUUGCAAGAUGAAGUCAUGCUGCCGUUGCCGAGUCGGAUCGAAGAACGUCUCCCACUAAGGGUGUAGAAUUUGGAAGACUUAUUAUUACACAUACAUAAAUGCAUUUGAUCGCAUGUAUCUGUGUUCACGCUUAGUAAUCCAUAAUUUCAAUCUUGGUCAGUCAAGUCAAACAGAUUGUAAAUAAGUGGGCAAAAAAAAGAAUGCGUUUAAAACCAUUUUUUCAAUUUCUACAAAUAAAUCCAUUGUUGACAUGAAUAUUAUACGAUACAACAUUAAUACACAAAAUUCUUACAUAAUGGAACGAAAUGUGGUUUCUUUGUGAAUUUUACAAUGAGAGAAAGUACUUUUAAUUUGACUAUUUGACAGGGUGAAAGAGUGUAUAAGGACGAAUAAUGUAUUGCAAUAUUUGGCUGGGAUAAAUGUGUAUAAUACUGAUGAGGCUGAGUAAUUAUAAGUAAUUAAGGACCAUGAUCAAUGUCAGAUACAAAAACAGUAAAUAAGUUAAAUAAAAAAUUUAAAAGCACUACACACUAA